This is a messenger RNA of Neodiprion fabricii, 2533 nucleotides long. RefSeq lists its product as uncharacterized. The record is from RefSeq and is a predicted model, not a curated record. Bases 533 to 2041 code for a protein of 502 amino acids. The transcript is spliced from 3 exons. Lineage: Eukaryota; Metazoa; Arthropoda; Insecta; Hymenoptera; Diprionidae.
UAUCAAAAAUAUAUUCAUAUUUCAUUAGAAGAUUGACGUGAACUGAUAGGCGCGAGUCUGAUGACUAGCCAUCAGUUUGUCGAUGAUCCUCCGAGCGCGUUCAUAACAGCUAUUCGCUGCUAUUGUUUUACUGGCAGAUGCUGAUUUUACAUUCGGCAGAAGUUGACAACAACUGCCAAUGUGCGCCCUUACUGAUCAAAAUGUACGGUAGUUUAAGAAUCAAAUAUUCUUGUACACCGUUACUCAUACCUACUAUCUACAGUUAUGUUUACCCAAGGUUUAUGAUCUUACCCUUACCGCGUCACCGUCGGCUUAGGUAUUCACGGAACAAUAGAGUUCUAGAUAAUUACUUAACGGGAUACUGCUUCGAAAAAUAAAGUCUUUAGAUCAAUGUUAUCAGUUCAAGCAGUAUCAACUCCAACUUCAAAUUAAUACUUUUCUUGACACAGUGCUUCUCUGUUUAACAUAAUUACCAAAUUGCGACAAUACGAUAAUCAUCAAGAUUUCAUUACCAAUCAAGUAUCAGAGACUAAUGGAGCACACUUUGACGAUGAACACACCUUUUCAUGCAUUCCAAGUACCUGAGCGACCAGAGGUAACAUCGUACCGAAAGCAUUUGAGACUUAAAAAGAGCAUGACAUUGCCUGAUGACACCUUGGAGUAUUGGGGCUUCUAUCUUCUCAAAGGAGCAACCGUAGUUCUAUCUGUUUGUUCCAGAUUCCCAGGUGGAUCUAUACUUGUUGUCAAAGGAGAAAGAAGUCUGCGAACUUGUGGUGUGAUGGAACACGCUGAUCAAAAAGUUUUGAAUGAAGAAAAUUACUUAAUCAUGUCGAAACAAGUUCACGUUACGGUUGAAUCAAAUACUCAAAAAAUGAGUAGGCAAUCAUCAAUGAAGAAUAAGAAACCUAAUCAAACUGUAUCAAUACCUCAUUCCAACAGUCUACUUGAUUCAAAGAAUGAAAAUCAGUCAACAUUUCGUGGAAAAACCAAUAUGGGCAAAAGUAAUGAUCAUGACCAAAUGAAUCCAACGAAUCAUCCAAUUCGCAAUAGUGUCUCCAGCUUAAACUUAUCUCAAAUUUCAAACAAUACAGAUCUUCAAAUAGCAUUGUUACAAAAAGCAGCUAUUAGUCAUAUACAAAAACAUUCUACCGUUCGUGAAAGUUCAACCCAAAAAGGUAUCGAUAAGCUUAGGCACAUGAGAAAAAAAAUGAAUUAUAUCAACAGCAAGUGGGAUAGCAAGAAUGAAACUAAAAUUUCAACUUCUGAUGGUCAAAAAAGAAAAGAAAAUGAAUUACACCCAGUAGAUAUUGAUCGCAAGAGUGUAGAGAAACGUGAAACCCAUUCCCUUAAUAAAGAAUUGUUCUCAGAGCGUGAAGAACGUAUACGCAAGCUGGAAACUGAGUUAAACUCUUAUUCGCAAGGUAUAAAUAUUGAGGAUGAUGGAAUGGACAUUGAAAACAAUAAUCAUCAUGUAAAUAAAAGACAGCCAAAGGCCAUCGAGCCUUCGGUAUUAUUAGAUAGAGGAGUAGAACAUGGUGGUAAUGCUUUCAAUUUUACGAGUACAGGCGAAGAUUCAUCCAUUUCAAGUUUUGAAAAUGACUUGCUAACGUGCUACAAUGGACAAAUAUUGCUUACUCAGGAAUUUGAUCCCUCUGAAUUAUGUACGAACAUCAGUUUCUUAGUGAACAGCAAACGGAUCCAUACUCAACACAAUGUUGUAGAAAGUGGCUACUACUACUACAUAUUCUACAGUGACAAUGAUUAUGUUUCGAACGAUAUGCAUGCCAUUUUUGAUAUAUACAAGCCAACUUAUCAAUUCGAAAAUGUCACUGAGUCAUGUAUUAACCAAACCGAAUGUUCAUUUAGCAUUGAAUUGCUUUCUGGAGAUCGUGUUAUUGUAGAAAUACCAACUAGGAAUGGAAUCGAUCGCGAAGACAACAACAUGACGCUGCUCACUUCAACGUGUUACCCCAGAGUGGGCAUGUAUACCGUGUUUCCAAUUGCUGUUCUACUGUUAAUACUGGGGUGUGCUUUUCUAUGAAACUGUAUUCAAAUCUUCUUUAAGGAGCUCAAUACUUAUGUUGAUACAACAAUUGACUAAUUGUUAUUUUCUCGUGCCACGAGCAUGUGAAAAAUUUUUAAAUCAAUAUUUUCUAUGCAGUCUAAGGAUAAAAUAUCUAGGAACAAUAUCUUUUCCUGAAUUCAGCAAUUUUCGUAAACAUAUUCGUAUGUUGGUAUUUAUUUUUUGAAGUUGUAACUUUGCAGAGUCACUCUGUAUUUUGAUAGAUUCACCAAAACUAUUUUAAUACAACGAAUUUGAUACAUUUUUUCCAUCACAAAGGUAUGCAGUAAUCAAAAAAUGAGGACGAGAAUUUAUUAAUUCUGAAACGAUUAAAAUCCAACAAUAUGUGUGUGGCAGGUUGUGAUAAAAGCCGUGAGCAAAGACGAUGUUAUGUUUAUAAAUAUUUCUGUCAUUUUUAAGCUAUGUAUACACUUGUUGAAUAAAGAUAAUUAUUUUACACACAGUCUCAAA